AUGUCCACUGCAAAAUGUGGAAGAUGUUUCCAAUGUAUUUCAAAUACUUUAAAAUGUGAUACAGAAUUUAGUAAUUGUACAAGAGUGAUACCAAACAAAUGUAGUAGUAUUUUUGAAUGUCCACCAUCACAAAACUGUAAUGUUGGCAAUGGAACUUGUUUGGAUCGUGCAAAGAUUGGUGAUGAGUGCCAAAAAGGAAUUGAAAACCCAGUGUUUACAAUUUGCUUACUUUAUCCAAAGAACAAUAGUAGAGAAAUUGUUUCCAAUUAUUUCUCUCAAGGUGAAGGUGAGAAUUGUCCAAAAGUUUCAAGUUUACUUUCAACCUGUGACCCAAACCAAGUGAUGUCAUUGUCCAAAGGAAAUUGGUAA
Molecule: messenger RNA, 369 nt
Organism: Cavenderia fasciculata
Lineage: Eukaryota; Evosea; Eumycetozoa; Acytosteliales; Cavenderiaceae
Exons: 2
Coding region: 1-369 (122 amino acids)
Source: RefSeq, a predicted model, not a curated record